Messenger RNA from Malaclemys terrapin pileata, 1420 nucleotides. RefSeq names its product antigen-presenting glycoprotein CD1d2-like. The transcript has 6 exons. Gene Ontology annotation, cellular component: external side of plasma membrane. Gene Ontology annotation, molecular function: lipopeptide binding; endogenous lipid antigen binding; exogenous lipid antigen binding. The record is from RefSeq and is a predicted model, not a curated record. Lineage: Eukaryota; Metazoa; Chordata; Testudines; Emydidae. Gene Ontology annotation, biological process: antigen processing and presentation, exogenous lipid antigen via MHC class Ib; immune response; positive regulation of T cell mediated cytotoxicity. The coding region runs from base 115 to 1161 and encodes 348 amino acids.
AGAAGUUGGCAGAGAGGUUCGUGCCCUGGGGAGGAACCGAGAGUGCGUGUGGGUGACCCUGGGCCCCUCGUCCCGCUGCUCUGACGUCUCCCUGAGCCCGUUUCCCCUGCCGGGAUGCUGCUCCCUCUGCUGCUCCUGCCCUGGGCAUGGGGGGCUCUGGACGCCUCCCCUCCUGUCCCCCAAGAGUCUCUCACCCUCCGGCUGCUGUUAACCAGCGUUUUCCACAACGCCAGCUCCACGGACAUGGAGUUGACGGCCCUGCUGGGCAACCUGGAGACCCACUCCAUGGACUGCAGCACCUGCAAGAUCCGCUUCCUGCAGCCCUGGGCCCAGCUGGGCCUGACCCCAGUGGAGUGGCAGGACCAGGAGACGGUGAUCCAUCACGACCUGUCUAAUUUCAUCGGUCUGGUGAACGAACUGGUUAAGGAUGAAGGAGAGGGCUACCCCUUUGUUACCCAGGUCUCCACUGGCUGCGAGCUCCUCCCCAACGGCACCUCGAGGGGAUUCUAUGAUGUUGGGAUGAACGGCGAGGACUUCGUCAGCUUCAACGUGGAUGCAGGCAAAUGGGUCGCUCGGCGGGGGGAUAAGCUGGCGCUUCACAUCCAGGAUAUUCUUAACUACAACUGGCCUGCGGCCAACAAACUUCAGUUUCUCCUGAAAACAACUUGUGUCAAUAAGGCUAAGAGCUUUGCCCGCUACGGGAAAGAGUCUCUGGAGAGGCAAGAGCGGCCGGUCGCCGUGGUGUUUGCCCGAGUGCCUCCCCCAGCCGGGACCCCCGCGCCGGUACUGCUGGUUUGCCGGGUCACCGGUUUCUACCCCCGGCCCGUCCGCGUGGCCUGGCUGCAGGACGGGGAGGAGGUGGGGCCGGGCGGGCGGCUGAACUCCAGCGGGAUCCUGCCCAACGCGGACCUGACCUACCAGCUGCGCAGCUCCCUGGCCGUGGGGCCGGGCGCCGGGCACAGCUACGCCUGCCGGGUGCAGCACAGCAGCCUGGGGGGCCGGAGCCUGCUGAUCCCCUGGGGAUACAGCAGGCCCUGGGGCCCUGGCCUGAUUGUCGGCAUCACCCUGGGGGUUGUGGCCGUAGCCGCCAUGGCUGUGGUGCUGUGGUGGAGCAGACGCAGGGGCUACCAGGGCAUUGGCCCAGGGGAUCCUAGGGUCUGAGGGGACAGCAACGGCCCAGGCAUGAGAAUCGGGCCCUCUUCUGGGGACAUGGACCUCAAGACUGUAUCUGUGCCCGGCUCCAGAUCUGAGGGCCCCAAGGGUCGGUCUGGAUCCAAGCACUGGAGAUCGGGACUCCAAGUAGCUGGUGGUUCGGUUAAUAAAGAGAGCUGUAUAAUGGAGGCUCAGAUAAACAGGAAGAGAGACAUAGACGUAUUUGGUAUAUAUAAGAAACAUAGAUUGCAAUUCUAUUAACUUUAUU